ACUGUCAGUCAGUGUCGCAACUGUCAGUUGUUUCAUUUUUACUUUUAGUUAGGAAUCAUCCAUUCUUAUCAACUCAUUUUAAUUACAGUUUUAUUUGCAACAUACGUUUAAUAUAUUAAGUGAGUGUAAUUAAUACUUCGUGCCUUCUUUCAACCAUAUAAUCGUCGUUAAAAUUAAGAAACAGUGACUCAACAGGUGCAAUAUGACAGGAAGACUAGCAGGACAGACUAUAAAUGAUAGGCUUUUAGCUGCAAAACAUAGUUUGGCUGGACAAGGUUUAGCUAAAGCGGUAUGCAAAGCAACCACAGAGGAAAUGAUCGGACCCAAAAAGAAACAUUUAGAUUAUUUAGUCCACUGUACAAAUGAACCAAAUGUUUCUAUUCCACAGCUAGCAAAUUUAUUAAUAGAAAGAUCACAAAAUACAAACUGGGUAGUAGUUUACAAGGCAUUAGUUACAGUUCACCACAUGAUGUGUUACGGAAAUGAGAGAUUUACUCAGUACCUAGCAUCCAGUAACAGUACAUUUCAACUUAGCAACUUCUUAGAUAAAGGGGGACUUCAAGGAUAUGAUAUGUCUCCAUUUAUUAGAAAAUAUUCACGAUAUCUUAAUGAGAAGGCCUUAUCGUACAGAACUACGGCCUUCGACUUUUGCAAAGUUAAAAGAGGGAAGGAUGAUGGCAUGUUAAGGACAAUGAACGCAGAUAAAUUGUUAAAAACUCUUCCCACUUUACAAAAUCAACUGGAUAUCCUAUUGGAAUUUGAUUGUUCCGCAAAUGAUUUAACAAACGGAGUGAUAAAUAUGUGUUUUAUGUUGCUUUUUAAGGAUUUAAUACGCUUAUUUGCCUGUUAUAAUGAUGGCAUUAUUAAUUUAUUGGAAAAAUUCUUCGACAUGAAUAAAAAACAGUGCCGAGAAGCUUUAGAUAUUUAUAAGAGAUUUUUAGUUAGAAUGGAUAGGGUAGCAGAAUUUUUAAAAGUCGCAGAGAAUGUAGGAAUUGAUAAAGGCGACAUACCGGAUUUAACAAAAGCGCCAAGUAGUUUACUAGAUGCUUUGGAACAACAUUUAAAUUAUAUGGAAGGCAAAAAACCGACAGGCUCUAAUCAAUCAAGUAAUGCAAGUAACCAGAAAAACAUAAAAUCUGGGGUAACGGCUCUCUCGACAACCAGUAACGCUUUUGGAAAUGUAGUGUCAAGUGCCAAAUUCGAUGCCAAUGGAAUAGAUGAACAGAUGAAACUACAAAUUCUGGCUGAAGAAGAAGCUGCGAUCAACCAAUUUAAAUCUAAGGUAUCUUCACCAACAACCACCAUCAACAAUCCUUUCUUGAGCAACUCUCCGUCGUCAGCAUCCAACAAUACAUCUUCAUCUCAGUUCGUAAGUUCUCCGUCAUUCGAUCUAUUUGCAGAUGAGCAGACACCGCCUAACCUGAAAGCAUCGGACGAUCUGCUGCAACUGUCAAAUCCGUUUUCAGACGCCUUCAGUCCUUCCAAUACAAAUGCCUUUGCACCUCAGAUACCUCAGCAAAACAAUAUUUGGAUGGCAAAUGGAAAUGCUUUUAGUGUCUUGAGUCCAGGAAAUACUUCGGGAAUACCGAAUGCUUCGUUGUUUGUGACUGAGAAUAAUUUUGCUUCUGUUUUUGGAGCUUCGGAAUCAAAAGGGACCAACUUUGAUGCCUUAGGAGGGGUUCUUCAACCGUCAAAUAUUGACGGUAAACAAGUAAAUAACACUGCAAGUAUAAUUGAAAACAACAACCAGCCAUCUUCUUCGAACGGUCUACUUACGGGUGAUUUGGAAUCGAGCCUAGCAUCUUUAGCGGAAAAUCUUUCUAUUAAUAGUAGAACAGCUCCAAAGGGUGUUCAGUGGAAUUCUCCAGGAUCCAAGACAGGUUCUAAAACAAGUUGGACACCACAACCUAUUUCUGAUACAACAGGGCGGGUUAUAAACCAAUGAACCAAUCCAUGUCCAACGCUACUUCGCCGUUUAGUAGUAUAACAGUCACAUCACCUCAGCCACAAAUGUACCUACAACAUCCACAGAUGAUGAGCAUGCGCCCCUUAACAACGAUACAACCAAUGCCACAACUCAACCCAACAGUGAACCAGAUGGGACCGCAGUCACUUCUUUUCCAUUGAUUAAGUAAUCCUCGUCUGUAAUAAGAGAUUUCCAGAUGUAUAAAAUUAUUUUUGUUAAAUAUACGAAUAAUAUUAAUAUAUAUUUAAUAAAAUAAAUGUCUACAGGCAGAUGUUGAAAAGGAACAGAGACAAAUCAUCUAUGUACCUAAUAACAAAUUAUUAUACUUAUGGCCAGUUUCAAUAAGGUCCGUUAAUUCCGGAUAUAACUAAGAACCAGUAAAUAAAUGUAAAAUUAACGGUUCUUUACGAAAUUUGCCAAGUAUGUAGUUUAUAUUAUAGAUUAUCCAUUGCAACCUCUAGCAAGGGAUUCUGGGUAUUGAAUAUGAAUAUUUAAAAAAUAUUUCUUUAGAAAUGUAAUAAAUCAAGUUCUAGACAACUAAUAUAAAAUGGCUCGUACUUGAGUUUUGUAAAAAAUAUUCUUAAUCUAUAAUACCUAGGAAUCAUUGGUAAGAAUAGGUAUUUUUUAGAUAUGGGUGUAUUGUAUGAAAACUAGAUUUUUUUAAUCUGUACUAUAACUAAUCUACAGAACUGCUUUGAUCAUCUGCUGGCAGAGUACGUUCUUUUAAAUUGUGCCAUUUUUAAACUGCCUACUAUGUUUUCAUACGAUUCAAACUUAUAUACUGCAUAUAAAAAAUCUAUUGUCUUGUUAAUUAGUUUAACGUUGGCACUAAUCACACUAUUUGAUUGAAUUCAAAUUAUUUGAUGUAAUAAGAUGUUAAUCAACGCUCAUGAAAUAAAUUGUGGAAUAUUUUGUUUUGUUGGCCAAAAUUAGUAUAAUUUUUGUUUGCGAUCGGGACUAUGACUGCUGCUUGCUGGAUUACUGUAUUGCUUUGGCAACACGAAAAUUAACCUACCAAACUGAUAACAGCUCAUGGUAUUUAAUGAAGGCAAUUUAGUCAACACUUGUCUCAUCUUGCUUUGGAACUAUGUGUUUUGGUCUACUUACCAACUUUUUUUUUAAAUUCGCCCUCGGGAUUUUUUUGUUCUGUGGUUUUCAACCUUUUUCAUAUAUUUUUCUAUUGCCGACCUGGAAGGAUAUCUUCCCUUGGUACGCAAUUAAUGCUAUUCUGCUCGAAAUAUUCCUGAGUUUCUGUAGCAUAAUGACACGAAAUGAAAUGAAGUCAAUAUAUUAUCCCGUCGUUAUUCCUUCGUCCAAACUUUCUCUUUUGCUUUAAUUUUUACUUCCUGUGCGAUUUAUUUCCGUUUUUAGUAUUUGAAGUUUAUUGUCUACCUACAUGAGUACAAAUAUUUUGCAUAGUCAUUGUGAUAUUGAUAUAUUAUUUAAACGUACAUUUGGACUGUGUUUUUGUCCGAGUGUGACAUUUAUUUGGCGAGGCUUAUUUCUUUUAAUGUUUAACUUUUAAAACCAAGUCUCGAACUGAUUUAAGUAAUCCAAGACCUUAUGGUAUUCCAUACUUUAAAUUUUCUCAGUCCUAUAGGAGGAGGAUUUCUAAUCGGUGAAAGUAUUUCAUUCAAAGAUUUAGUUAAACCAUAAGAAGGUGGUAAAAACCAAAAAUGAAGAAGCAAAAACCAAAUUGGUAAUCUGUAAUGUUAUCUUCAGUAUCUGGAUCUGUAUAAUCUUUGUCCUUAUUAUGGCAGUAAUUGUUAGUGGAUUAAGCGAAUGUUUUAGUUUAAAGUUGUCGUUAAAACUUUAAUGAUUAAUAUUAAACUGUUUUAAAAGUUUUUUAUUUGUUUAAGGGUGAUGAUUUGUGGUGCUUUUCGAACAUUUAACAUGCUGAUUUUAAUUUUUAUUAAUUUGGCAACGAAUAAACAUAUUUUUUGAA
Messenger RNA from Diabrotica balteata, 3911 nucleotides. The record is from the annotation of a GenBank genome assembly. NCBI's taxonomy places the organism in Eukaryota, Metazoa, Arthropoda, Insecta, Coleoptera, Chrysomelidae.